ACUUAUACUGUACCACAUCCGCUGGAGUUCAUCUCCUGGACUCCAGAUUUUCUUUCCCGCCUUAGCUUCUGUUUGAUUGGUCUCAACCCAAGUUUGCGGUCAUUGUCCAGCUUCACAUUGGUCGAUUCGCAAGCCCCUCGAGCUCCGCGUUAAACCGCCUGCAUCUUUCUGCCUCGGUGGGCGGGACCGUCUAUUCGCAGGGAAUAGGUUGUAAUCCAAUGCCAUCAACCUGCCGCAAUUAUCGGUGUUUACUGUCCAUUCAUCCGUCGUCUUAAUCAAAGACAGGCGAUUGACAAUGCACUGAACCAGGCACCGGAUAUUAUUCAUAAAAAGAAAUUCCUUCCUGCACAUUGCACGUACAGAUAUCCCACUGUGAACGGCGCAGUUUGUAUCUCGGUGGCCGACAAAAGUCACUUUUCGGGGUUUUGGGAUUGCAGGUUGGCCCUCGGCUGCGGCUGUAAAGCGGGGCACUCUCCGGCGUCGUUCUGCACUCGCGAUCAUGUUUAUUUCAUAAAGCAUGGCGGUGAGGAGGACCCUGUAAACUAAAUGACUGUCAGAAACAUCGCCUCCAUUUGUAAUAUGGGCACCAAUGCCUCUGCACUGGAGAAAGACAUUGGUCCAGAACAGUUCCCAAUCAAUGAACACUACUUUGGAUUGGUCAACUUCGGCAACACCUGCUAUUGCAACUCGGUGCUGCAAGCAUUGUAUUUUUGCCGGCCAUUCCGGGAGAACGUCCUCGCCUACAAGGCCGGCCAGCGCAAGAAGGAGAACCUGCUCACCUGCCUGGCCGACCUCUUCCACAGCAUCGCCACGCAGAAGAAGAAGGUGGGCGUCAUCCCGCCCAAGAAGUUCAUCUCACGCCUUCGCAAGGAGAACGACCUGUUUGACAACUACAUGCAGCAGGACGCUCACGAGUUUCUCAACUACCUGCUGAACACGGUGGCCGACAUCCUGCAGGAGGAAAAGCAGGAGAAGCAGAACGGCAGGCUGAAGAACGGCUCGGUGCCAGGUGGACAGGCGGAGGAGAGCAAGGCAGAGCCCACCUGGGUGCACGACAUCUUCCAGGGCACGCUGACCAAUGAGACGCGCUGCCUCAACUGCGAGACGGUCAGCAGUAAAGAUGAAGACUUUCUGGACCUUUCAGUAGAUGUGGAGCAGAACACAUCAAUAACGCACUGUCUGAGGGACUUCAGUAACACAGAGACGCUGUGCAGUGAGUACAAGUACUACUGUGAGACAUGCUGCAGCAAGCAGGAGGCGCAGAAGCGCAUGCGGGUGAAGAGGCUGCCUAUGAUACUAGCCCUGCACCUGAAGAGAUUUAAGUACAUGGAGCAGCUGCACCGCUACACCAAGCUUUCUUACCGCGUCGUCUUCCCGCUGGAGCUGCGCCUUUUCAACACGUCAGGCGACGCAGUCAACCUAGAUCGCAUGUACGACCUGGUGGCCGUGGUGGUGCACUGCGGCAGCGGCCCCAACAGAGGACAUUACAUCACCAUCGUCAAGAGCCACGGCUUCUGGCUACUGUUUGAUGAUGACAUCGUGGAGAAAAUCGACGCUCAAGCCAUCGAGGAGUUCUAUGGCUUGACGUCUGACAUCUCGAAAAACUCAGAGUCCGGCUACAUCCUGUUCUACCAGUCCAGGGAGUAACGGGGGGGGGGGGUGUUUGUUUGUGUUAACAAGCUAUGCUCGUCGCCACCUCUGCCCAGUCCGAGGAAGACGACGUCCAAUCAAAAACCUUGACCCUCCACGAUCUAGUUACCCCCCCAUGGCCGGUCCGGAGGGACACUGUCAGACAGAGGCCGGUUCUCCUGUCCUUCCCCUCUCUGUGCUCAGCACGACACUGAUACCACACUGUUCUCACCUGCACCCAAAGGCACUUUAACAUCAGUCCAGGACUGCACAGAACCAAUAAGCCAGAGCAGAACCGGUGGCCAGGUUCUUCACCGCCGAGUCGCUGUCCUGAGCACAGAGAACCAGACCGGCUAUGACCAGUGGGCUCAUGUUCCCAUGGUUAUGGUUGCUAAGCAGUUAUGUCUUCUUUUAUUUAGUUCAGGUUUGGAUUAUAUUCGAUUUUCUUUAUUCUAAUUGGUCCAUGAGGUGGACCACAUGACCAUGGUCCUGCCAAAAUAUAUAGUUGAAGAUGAGGCCCACUUAUUUCAGAGACUUCUGUGUGAAGUAUAUAUGUGUGAACGCCAACCACGACUGCAAGCAUUCCCUGACCCUGGAUGUCAGACCUUAUUUAAUACUUUGCAUUUUUAGAGGUGCUGGCUGUUUUUGGUAUGGAGUGUGUACCAGUAGGGGGCACAGCAAGUCAAUAGGAGGUGUUGAGGGCAAACCACUGAGAGGUGAAUCGUGCAGAAAUUGAGUUUGUGAGGUUUGAGGUGUCUAUGAAAUAUCUGGCCUUCGGUCUUUUAAUGGGCUUCAGGUGGAAAAGAGAGUUUGAGGUUUGAUGACCUGAACACUUUGGUGCCAUUGAUUACUCAGCCCACCAACACUGUGGAAACCGGUGUGGGCCAUCAAUUUAAUGGGCGGUAUACAUCCUUAGUGAACAGGAAGUGAUUGUAGAAGCAGGAUAUUAUUUUGGCGAAAGUGGUGGAUGGAGACUUGGGGAAUAGCACUUGUGGUGGGCAUUGUCACGGCAUUUUGAUUCUGACUACCAAUCAAAAGGCCGUCUUGCAAUCCUGCGAGGCCACAGAUUGUGCCUUGCCCUCUAGGUGAGGUCUUAUGCGAUUACCUGUAAUUCACUUCUCCCCCUGGUGGCCAGAAGAGAAAUCUGCAGGUGCCCUCGAUCAUAGAACAUGUGGGUGAUUUGCUGUUUGGCGUGGGAAUUGUGAUGGUUAACUGGAUCAUGUUUCUGGGAACAAAGCAUAAGUGCUUCUUGGAUGAUGGUGAUGAAGGGUGGAUGCCAGGCUCAGGUCUUUCUGUUGCUUAGUACUGAAGGUAUUAUAGCUGUUAGAAGUAUUGCUGCUGGGCGACGUUAGGUCACCAGUUAGCUCUCCGACUUCACCACGGAGAAUUAACCACUGUCAGGAUUUGAUUGGACUGUCCUUACUUGCAAAAACCAUGGGCUAAAAGGGAUCUUUACCAAUCCUUUUUCAUUACCUUACACACACUUUUAUCCAAAGCGAUGUACAAGGGUUAAGGGUCGUGCUCAAGGGGCCCAACGGUGAAAUAACUCUGCUGACACUGGGAUUUGACCCAGCGACCUUCCAAUCACAGGAGCAGCGUCCCAGCCUGCUGAGCCGCACUGCCUCUGGGCUGUUGGCUGGUGAGAUUAGUGCUGUUUUCUUAUGUUUGUUUUUGUAGAAAAACAUCCCAGAUGUCGGGAAGUUGGCCCCAAGGCUAUUGUCUUCACCUUUCUCCCUGGUGUUUUUAAUUCCAGCCGUAAGACUUCCAUCGUCUUUCUUGAAAGUCUCUAAAUAUCCAUAUAGAUACUCAAAGCUAUAGAGAGUUUUAACUUAUUCUUUGGCAGAGGGAUCAUGUGUUAAUGAUCUCUCCUGGCGCUUUUCCUUGGUGGGAGAUCUGAUUGGCUCACUCAGUUUCCAGCCCCGCCCUCUUGAACCCACAGACCGCACCCCAUAGCCAAUUAUGUCUUUCCAGCAAAAUGGUGUGAACAAAGGCUGUGUGGUUCACCUCCGUGCCAAAACUGAAGAGCUAACUUUAAGGUAUAAAAUACUACCUUGGGGGGACAAAAGAGAAGACCGGUGUGUGUACAGAAAUAGCACUAUAUUUUUUAAAAGGACUAAACUCUGCAAGGCUGCUAGUUCUACUGCAAGGGUGUAGUUUUUCUCAUUGAUUACACCUUUGAAGGUCUGCAGCAGAACUAUUAUUGACUGCUUGUAGCUGUUGACUAAUCUCUAAAUAAAGUAAGUAUAUAAAUAUUUCUAUUUUCGGUCAUAGUAAAUACUAAAUGUACUUCUCCUCCUCCCUGUUCACCCUCAGUUUUGUAGCUUCAGUGAUGAGGAUUUCAGAGGCUCAAAGAGACACUGUUACUCCCCGUUAAUAUGCAGGUACACCGUCAUGGGUAAAGGCCAUGCCUUGUUACCCCCUUUACUCUAAGUCACUUUAUCAUAGCCUGAAUUUCAGUCUAAUGGUCUCCAUCCGUAUCGAUAGUAAUCUACCACAUUAGCAAUGUGUUUGGUGUCAAUAGGAUGGACUGUGGGAUUCACCUAACAACCUUCUGGUGAUCUGUUCCUUCAACUUUAGACCCACUGCACAGGCUGAUUCAGACUGUGUUGUAUAUUAGUAUUAAUUGUAUGACUCUCCCAGACCUAUAGGAAGCAUAAAUUUAGCAUCCUUCUCUGAUAGGAUAGAGCGCCACCUGAAGGUCGGAAGGGUCAGUGCGAAUUAAAAAGUGCACUUUACUAAAAAUGAGUAAUUUGCUUUAACUGUAAGAGAAUAAGAUAUUCUUUGCAAAUGGAUCAUGUUAUUUUUUUCCGGUCUUCAAUAAAAACUUGAUGAAACUCCUGU
Paramormyrops kingsleyae is the source of this 4470-nucleotide messenger RNA. RefSeq names its product ubiquitin specific peptidase 46 (gene usp46). Gene Ontology annotation, cellular component: nucleus; cytosol. Gene Ontology annotation, molecular function: cysteine-type deubiquitinase activity. The record is from RefSeq and is a predicted model, not a curated record. Gene Ontology annotation, biological process: protein deubiquitination. Lineage: Eukaryota; Metazoa; Chordata; Actinopteri; Osteoglossiformes; Mormyridae.